Molecule: messenger RNA, 2507 nt
Organism: Austrofundulus limnaeus
Lineage: Eukaryota; Metazoa; Chordata; Actinopteri; Cyprinodontiformes; Rivulidae
Gene: bag4
Product: BCL2 associated athanogene 4
Exons: 5
Coding region: 170-1303 (377 amino acids)
Biological process (GO): protein stabilization
Cellular component (GO): membrane; nucleus; cytosol
Molecular function (GO): protein-folding chaperone binding; adenyl-nucleotide exchange factor activity
Source: RefSeq, a predicted model, not a curated record
UCAUUUCCUGAUUUCAGUCAGUCGAUCUCCACUACAGAGUAGAAACACUUUGUGUUAGCUGACGGCUCCGAUAAGUAAGUCUUAUGUUGUUAAAUAUUUUUUUAUUUACGAUGACACGUGACGGGACGGCUGAAAGGGAACGCGCGUAGCUGAUGCACCACCAUCAUCAAUGCACUCAAACCAUAAACCUGGCUGGCCCUCGACUUGUAACUCGGAAAAUAAUCACGGAAACUGGAAUAACACCAUGGAUGCUCCUCAGUAUCCAGGUUAUCCUUCACAUUACUGGUAUCCACAGUCUCAUUCUGCUGAGCACUAUGCAAAUACUUAUCCCUCAGGAUCAGAUGUUCAGCCGCCGUACAAUCCCCAGCUGAUGCCUGGAGGGUAUCCAAAUGGCCAUGGAGUCUACAAUCAUGCCCAAAAUCAGUAUUCAACAAGUGGAUUCCACCCGUCGAACCCGUUCUACUGCGCUGACCCUCCGAGAAGCUCCUAUCCAAACCAAGGGUGUCCAGCUGAGCAGAGCGGUGGGCCAUCUGGACAAGCACACACUCAGCACCAACAUCAUCACUACCCUGGUCCACACUGUCAAGGCGGUCCUGGAUAUCCCUCUGGCCCGUACUCGCACUACAGUGAAGGUGGGCAUGCAGUGCCUCCAAAUCCCCCCUACCCCACAGGCCAGCCUCUGCACCCAAGCUCUCAAGCAGAGGCUUGGGGGCACACUGGUCCGUACGCUCCCCCACAGCAGCAGUGGCAACAUGGGCAGCAGCCUCCGCAAAAUCACUUUGCUACUACCGUUCGUCCGACGCAUCCUCCAGCGUGGCCCGGAACUGGAACUGGUGCUCCACCGCCCUAUCAGCCCAAGGAUCCGCAGCACCAGCGUGCCCCUCAGCCAGGACCUAAACCCAGGCCAGCACUGUCUCCGAAUCCCCCCAAUGGAAAGCCUGCUGAGAUAAGCUCACCUCCCCAAAUUUACAACAAGAACGGGAGAGGUGAUCCUGUUCCUCCGCAGGCUGAGACCCCACCAGCUUCGGCUCAGGCUGGACCUCAGCCCCUGAGCGACAAUCCCGGCCUUGCUAAGGUCCAGCAGGUUCUGACCAGAGUUCAGCUGCUUCAGGAGGAUGUUGACGAGUUUGUUGGCAGAAAAACAGACAAGAGUUACCGGUGUCUGGAGGAACUUUUGACCAAAGAGCUGCUGGAGCUGGACUCCGUGGAGACUCAGGGACAAGAAAAUGUACGGCAAGCCCGGAAAGAGGCCGUACAAAGAAUCCAGGCCAUUCUAGACCAGUUAGAGAGAAAAGCCUUCUGAAAACAGGACUUGGUGGAUCUUCCUGUGGGCCACCAAGUCUCGUUUGCUUCAUUCAGAUCUUCCGUGGAUUAAUGGAAGGUCUAGUCUGAUUCUUCAGAGAUAUACAGUAUAUAUAUUUUUUUUCCCUCCACCACAAUAUUAUAAAAUACUUCACUUAAGUGACAUGACCCUGAGAACAAGGCGGAGCACUUAUUCUGAGUUGGAAACAUUUAAACAGGAAAAGAUGUUUGUGUAUUUAUCACACAUAACGUUCAGCCUCUGUGAGUGACUGUGCUGGAUACACAACCUGAGACUCUUGCACAUCUUAUCUUUUGUGUCCUGUCUGUACCAGCAGGGUGUAACUGGAAAAUGACAGAUUUGGUGCCACGUUGCAGCAGUUUGUGGUCUUAACUCGUGAUUCAUGUUCAAGACUGCCCCCUCAGGAUUGUGGCUCCGUUUUAGUCUGAUCCUACUUGUAGUUUCGACACGUGCACUUCCUCGGCUGUCUACUGUGACAUCUCAGUCUAUUUGCAUGAUCAUAUCGUUGUCUUUCUUCCUGUGACGGAUUCAGUAUGGCCGCCCACAGUUCCAAUUUGCCCUCCUAUAUUUUAUUUUGUUUUUGUUGCAGCGGUGUGUUUUCUGUUGUGCUCCCAGCCUUGCAUGCACUGUAACGUCAGAAGAGCACUCUAUCAUAACAUUUCAGAGCCAAUUAACGAGGCCGCAGUUGUAGCAAAUUAGCAAAAAAAAAAAAAAAAAACUAAAGAUAGCUGUCCUAUUAUUAUUCCAUCUUUCUGAUGAAACUGUCUCCAAAGCGCAGACGUAGAAUCAGAGCUACAUAUGAAUGCCAUGUAUUUAACCCCACAUAGAAACUGUUACUGCAGCUAGGUAAACAAGGUAACUUAAAAAGUCGCUUUUUUUCUCUUUCAUUGAACACUUGUAUAAAGAAAAGGAUGAAGCUUUAACAUUUUCCAUAAGGUUUUAAGCUUAAAGACACUGGUUUUCGUAGUAGUUUUGAGAAAAUAUUAAUUUUCAUCUUGGCUUUGGCUUUUCCAGGUCAAAAAUUCUCGUCGUAUCCAAAACAAAUGUGCACCACAGUCCUUUGUCUUGUGUACAGUGAGUUUUUUUUUUUUUUUCAAACAUUCUUGUGUUGGUAUAGGAAAAAAGUGCCACAUUUAAGAUGGUAUAGUUUAUACAUUUAGAAACAAAAACUAUAUAAAAAAAGUUU